Morchella importuna is the source of this 2544-nucleotide messenger RNA. RefSeq lists its product as uncharacterized. The transcript is spliced from 3 exons. The record is from RefSeq and is a predicted model, not a curated record. The coding region runs from base 1 to 2544 and encodes 847 amino acids. Gene Ontology annotation, biological process: mRNA splicing, via spliceosome; generation of catalytic spliceosome for first transesterification step. Gene Ontology annotation, cellular component: Prp19 complex; U2-type catalytic step 2 spliceosome; post-mRNA release spliceosomal complex. Gene Ontology annotation, molecular function: protein binding. NCBI's taxonomy places the organism in Eukaryota, Fungi, Ascomycota, Pezizomycetes, Pezizales, Morchellaceae.
AUGCCCGGAGAGCUCCUCGUAUCAUCCGCGCCAAUGGAGGUCGACUCUGCAUCCAGCAGCAGCACUACAACGCUCACGCUCCAAAAGAAGCUUGCCGGAAAUGUCGCGAAGAACACGAUCGAUCUGUACCUGAUCUCCGAUGAGGACGCGCAUUACGAGCAGGAGAUCCUGCGGGAUCCCUACUCCUCGCUGAAGCCGUGGAUGAGGUAUAUCGAGUACAAGAUGAAGACCGGCAGCAUCCAGGAGCAGGUCUUUGUCUUUGAGAGGGCUUGUAAAACGCUCCCGAGGUCGUAUAAGUUAUGGAAAAUGUAUCUUGAUAUUAGAGUUAAGCACGUCUCGCCCCUUAACCCGGCUAGGUAUAGAGCGGAGUAUGAGAAGGUCAACGAUUGCUUUGAGCGCUCACUUAUCCUGCUCAACAAGAUGCCCCGCAUCUGGACCGAUUACCUCUCUUUCUUACUCAAGCAGUGCCAUGUAACCAAGACCAGACGUACCUUCGACCGUGCCCUCCGUGCCCUCCCCCUAACUCAACACAACCGCAUCUGGGCCCUCUACAUUCCCUUCGCCAACUCGGCCUCCGGAGAAACCGCUAUCAGGAUAUGGAGGCGGUACAUGCAGGUGCACCCGGAGGAGGCCGAGGAAUUUAUCGAGCUGUUGGUCGAGAUGGGGCGGUACGAGGAGGCAGCGCAGAAGUGGAUCCAGGUUUUGGACAACCCAAACUUCCGCAGCAAGCAGGGAAAGAGCCAUUUCCAGAUGUGGAGCGAGCUGUGCGAUCUCCUCGUUGACAAUGCAAGGGAGAUCAAGAACAUCGAUGUGGAGAAGAUUGUCCGGAGCGGGAUUGGAAAGUUCAGCGACCAGCGGGGGAAAUUGUGGACGUCGCUGGGAACUUAUUGGAUCUCAAAGGGCGACUUUGAAGCUGCUAGAGAUGCGUUCGAGGAGGGUGUUACUACCGUCAUGACUGUGCGCGACUUUACGCAGAUUUUCGACUCGUACACCGAGUUUGAGGAGUCCGUUAUUGGGACUUUAAUGGAGGAUGCUGCUGAGCGGCAGAUAAAGGGGAAGGUUGACGAAGAUGCGGAUUUCGACCUUGAUAUCCGCAUGAUGCGCUUUGAGCAGCUAAUGGACCGACGACCGUUCUUGGUUAACGAUGUGUUGCUAAGACAGAAUCCCAACAACGUUAUUGAGUGGGAGAAGCGGGUUGCGCUUUGGGGUGAUAACAAGACGCAGAUUGUGCAGACAUACACCGAUGCCGUGGCAGCCGUUAGCCCGAAAAAGGCGGUGGGACAAUUCCACUCGCUUUGGGCUGGGUACGCUAAAUUCUACGAGAAGCACGGGGAUAUUAGGCAGGCACGGAUGAUCAUGGAGAAGGCCGUUCGAGUCCCGUUCAAGUCGGUACAGGAACUUGCAGAAAUGUGGGUGGAGUGGGCCGAAUUGGAGCUCCGUAAUGAUAACUUUGACGAGGCCGUCAAGAUUAUGGCUAAGGCUACUCAGGCGCCAAAGAGAAGCACGGUCGAUUACUUUGACGAGACAUUGACUCCGCAGCAGAGGGUGCACAAGAGCUGGAAGCUGUGGAGUUUCUACGUUGACCUGGUGGAGAGUGUUAGCUCAUUGGAGGAGACAAAGAAGGUCUAUGAGAGGAUUUUUGAGCUCAGGAUUGCGACACCACAAACUGUUGUGAAUUAUGCUAAUCUUCUUGAGGAGAACAAGUAUUUUGAGGAGAGUUUCAAGGUUUACGAACGAGGAUUGGAUCUAUUUUCCUACCCCGUUGCAUUCGAACUAUGGAACUUGUACCUCACCAAGGCCGUCAACCGUCAAAUCGACAUUGAGCGACUCCGCGACCUCUUCGAGCAAGCCGUCGAGGGCGUCCCACCCAAGUUCGCAAAGGUUCUCUACCUUAUGUAUGGCAACCUCGAAGAGGAGCGCGGUCUCGCUCGCCACGCAAUGCGAAUCUACGAACGCGCCACUCGCGCCGUUGCCGAUGAAGAUCGCUUUGAGAUGUUUGACUUUUAUAUUACUAAGUCUGCCUCUAACUUUGGUCUUACUUCUACGAGACCCAUCUAUGAACGUGCCAUCGAAGCACUUCCCGACAAGGAGGCUAAGGAAAUGUGCCUCAAAUUCGCUGAGAUGGAGCGCCGCCUUGGCGAGAUUGACCGUGCCAGAGCAAUCUACGGCCAUGCAUCCCAGUUCUGUGAUCCCCGUAUCAGCCCAGAGUUCUGGAGCAAGUGGGAGAGCUUUGAGAUCCAGCAUGGUAAUGAGGACACGUUUAAGGAAAUGCUUAGAAUCAAGAGAAGUGUGCAGGCACAGUAUAACACCGACGUUAACUUCAUUGCAUCCCAGGCCUUGGCAAGAGGGCAGCAGAAGGGCGCACAGGAUGAAGAUGACGAGGAUGAUGAGAAGGCUGAUGCCAUGGCUGCGCUUGAGAGGGAGGCGAGAGCGCCACAGGGCUUUGUGGCUGCAAAGGAGGGCAAUAUUGUCCCAAGUGCGCCCAAGAAUGCACCAAAAGUUGAUAGCAACCCAGAUGCUAUUGAUCUAGAUAUGGAAGGCUAG